Molecule: messenger RNA, 690 nt
Organism: Cooperia oncophora
Lineage: Eukaryota; Metazoa; Nematoda; Chromadorea; Rhabditida; Trichostrongylidae
Source: the annotation of a GenBank genome assembly
AUGCUGCUCCUUUUCUUGAUUGGAUGCGUUGCUGCCACUGUCAAUCCGGAACCUGCACCAGUUCAGGGUAGCAACGCGUACCCAUAUGCUUAUGCUGUCGACUUUUCCGGGCCAGCUUCGAAUUUCAGUUGUCUUAAAUCAUCCAACUAUAGGACUGUAUUUGUACGAGCAACAAAUACAUCUAUCAAUCGUAGGAAUUUUUCAGCGGGUCUCGGCGUAGAAGCGUACAUGACGCCACAAAUCCGAUCUAGCAAAAAUGCAUCAAUGCAAUUCGAUGAGAUCUUGAACGGCUUGAAUGCUGCAGGAAUUAACCUCAAGAAACUAUGGAUUCAGGUAACAGCUCCAGCUAACUGGGACCCAUACCCACAAAAAAAUGUGUACUUCCUCAAUCAAAUCGUCAUGGCUGCACAGGUAUUCUCUUUUUUCACUGCACUAUCUUCAUUAUCUUUCAUCAUAGGAAUAGAAUUGCACUCGGCUUUUACACCAACUUUUACGACUGGACCCGGAUUACAUACAAUGCGCGGGGGAGUAACUUCUCAACUCUGGUAUUGGAAUGUAAGAGGAGAGGGACCACAAGGUGAGACUGGUGCAAACUUCUACGAUUUCCGCCCAUUUGGCAGCUGGUUUAGACCGACCGUUAAACAGUUUGCUCAAGCUGAGAAUGUCUGUGGAAUGACUGUGAAUCGGUGA